Molecule: messenger RNA, 7609 nt
Organism: Macrosteles quadrilineatus (aster leafhopper)
Lineage: Eukaryota; Metazoa; Arthropoda; Insecta; Hemiptera; Cicadellidae
Product: PHD and RING finger domain-containing protein 1-like
Exons: 18
Coding region: 265-7146 (2293 amino acids)
Source: RefSeq, a predicted model, not a curated record
CGUUCUUCUCUUCCAUCAUAGUAGAUAUCGUCGUAUUUGCCAUGGAUCAAGUUUGACAUAUCUCAAGAAAAUCGAGGAUAUAUGAUAUCGCAGUGUAUUUAUAUGGUUUAUAUGUGCGUGAUCAAAUAGGUUAUUCGCUUAUAUUGUCCAUUGUGCUGUGAUUCACCAAUGUGUAUCUCAUAGACAUUUAUCGGGUCAGCAGUCAUCCUUCACUUAAGAGACGCUGAGUUUUUAUUCUAAAGUCAUAAGUAUAGUAGGUGAGAAAUGAGUGAUGAUUCGGAUAACACAAAUAAUACUGAAAAAAGAUGCAAAAGACCACUAAAAGCUGCAAGUUCUUCAGACAGCUCGGAUAGUAGUAGUCCGUUGGCUGUCACCAAGCGCUCACGGAAACAGCUUGCAAUUGAAAGUGAAUCAGAAGCUAGUCCAUUGAAGGGCAGUGAUAACUCUUCUCCUUUAGCCCCGAGGCUAAAUCGUCGAAGGAGAGUUCCAGUGGUCGCCAGUGAUGAUGACUCAUCUAGCAGUGAAGAUGAAGAAAUUAUUGCCAUCAGACCUGCUAUCAGAAGGGGAAUCCUUCCCAUUCUCAGUGAUUAUGAAUCAGGGACUAGCAAUGCUGGGGACGAUGCCGGAAGUGAAUCAGACGGCAACAUGUCGAAUGGAGAAAGCAAAACACAUGGACCGUCAUUUAAGAAUAAAAUGGAGGCUACUGGCUCAGGCUCGUCAUCAGACUCUGAUGGUCAGUCAGAGAGAUGUCCCAUCUGUCUCAUCAAGUUUGUAUCACAAGAGGUGGGGACGCCAGAGACAUGUGACCACUUCUUCUGUGCUCCCUGUAUAGAGGAAUGGUCCAAGAAUGUCAAUACUUGUCCAGUAGAUCGACAGCCGUACAGGUUGAUCCUGGUCAGAGAACACCUUGAUGGUAAAGUCAUCAGGCAAGUGUCAGUAGGUGAACGGACAAGUAACUUAGGCCUACAAGAACCUGCAGAAGAAGACUCUACAGUAUGCGAGGUAUGUUACAUGGCCGACCGUGAGGAGACGCUGUUGCUUUGCGAUGGUUGUGAUAAUGGAUAUCACAUGGAAUGUCUCUACCCGCCCCUGGAGUAUGUCCCUAUAGAAGAGUGGUACUGUCCGGAGUGUGCUCCUCAGUAUAGGCGGGGAAGGUCCGAGGGUGGGUCUCGUAGACACCAGAGGGAUGAGCCAGGACCAGAGCAGGAGGAGGAGGACGGAGAUGAUGACUUGGUGCCUUUGUCUCACUUCAGACUGAUACCUCGGACUAGACAAUCCGAGAGAGUCAGGAGAAAUGUCCGUCGCAACAACCAGCAAGUGGAUGCACCUGCGCCAACAACCUCAUCAGGGGUGGAGUCUGGAGGAAGAAUCAGAGCAAGAGCUACAACAAGGCCGAGACGCAGGACUAACACUCAGACUCGCCGCACCGGAGUCAGAAUCAAGAGAAUCGUCACUGAUGACGGAGUCAUAGAAGUUAUUCUUAAGUGCAAAAAGAAGGGCAAGAAAAGACGAGGUAGAAAGAAGAAACGCAGCAAAAAGACGGUUUUGUCUCUGAAAACAGCAAAAGGCCGUUUAGCAGCUAGGUUGGGAAUGUGUAAACCAAAGAUCACUAAACAGACAAUCCCUGAAACAGUGAACAAGCAAGAAAUAUCAUCAACUCCCAUAAACUACCAGAGGUAUCAGGCUGGAAUCCCUACUUUAGAUCUGUUUGGACGGAGAGAUCAACUUGACUAUUUCUCUGUGUCUGAAGGGGAAGAUGACAUUGGGUCAAUGGAAGGAGGUGUCGGUGUUUUAUCUAGAACUAGAGUAGCACGUCCUAUUGAUCGACUUCUUCAUCGUAAGAAAGCUGCCUCGAUUUUAACUUCUAAGUCCCCAAAGAAAUCUGUCAAGAUAGAUAGUCUAUCAUCACCAGCUGGACCAAGUCUGUUAGACAGUAUUCUUGAUAGUCAAGCUCUUUGGCAUUCUAAACAAACAGAGAUAAAAAGUAAUUCUGACGGCACACUCAAGGUUGUCCCAAAAGGUGGAGCAUUAAAGGAAGAAAAUAAGGUAGAUGUUAAAAAGGCAACAGCACCAGUCAAGGAAUCACCAAUGUUCCCUACAAGAACCAACUCUGGCUCGUUCAUGCCAGAGAACUCUAGUAGAGGGGGAGGUCAAAGUGGGAAUCAAGGUCAUUCAGAAAGAUCAGAGGACAGUAGUUAUCAAUCAUCUGCACCAGCAAGUGCCGGUUACUCAAGAUCAGAAGGCCCAACAGGAGGUGGAUCAUCGUCACUUCGUGGAGCACCUCCAAUAAGGUUUCGUAUGAAUAUUCCUCCUAGAAGACCAAACAUACAUUCAUAUCCUUCAGAAAAUAUCCCACCUCCACCUCCUCUAAGGUUGAGAUCCCCCAUGAAUGAAGUCUCGUUUCCGACAAACAACUCCCCUGAAGCGUCACCAGAGCGGGAAGAAGAAGAUGUUGAUAUUUACAGUGACAUAGAGCAGGAAAGUAACACUGAAGAGAGAACGUUUGGGAUUCUUGAGCCACCCCCCGAGCCGCCCUUCCUCAUGACCAUGGAGCCUCCGCCUGAGCCUCCAGCCAUGCUGAUGAAUCUCAAUGAUGACGGCAGUGAUGACGAGCCUAGCGGUCUCGUCAUUGACGACCCUCCCCCUGGCGAUGUCUACGAUCCUUGUGCUGUCAAUUCUGAUGAGUCUUCAAAUGAAGGGGCACCCUUAGCUAAACCUCCUGAUAUACCAUCGUCAUUGAGAAAUCCAGAAUUGGUAGCCAACUACUCUUCAGAUUCUUGUCCAACCCAAGGCUCAGCGUCUUACAAUCCAGAGUUGCCUACUUAUUCAAGUACACCAAUCAUUGGACCCCUGCCACGGCCUGCUUCUCACAACUCUACCGAUGCAGAAGAUGAUGAUGAAUGUCCAAACUUCUCAUUAUAUUCUGCAACUAGUAUGAAACUUGCCCACCGUGGCAUUGAUUUGGAUAUCCCCAUCCCUCCUCCAAUUGAAAAGGGUAAUACCCAAGAAGACAGUAUGGAUAUACCCCUGCCUGAUGAUAGCUUGCCUGUUCAAAGUGAUAAAGAAAAUUGUGAAAGUAUUCCAACCUCUCCAAAUAAAGGUGGAAAUGUAGUAAAGAAAACCUCUCCAUCACCAGACAGAAAAUCUAUAGAUGAAAGUCCACGUCAAGAAGAGACAAGAGAUUCUGACCAAGGUUCUGAGCGUGGAGAUGAUAAUAAAAGAACCAAACGCCAUACUGGAGAAAUGAGUGCUGAUGAAGAUGAUGAAGGUGAGGAGGAAGAAGAAGAUGAUGGUAGGGAUGUACCCAUGGGAGACAGUAUCCAAAAGGAUAAAGAAAAUAGAGAUGAGGAUGAUGAUAAGAGUGACUGUGAAAGUGUGCAUGAGUCUAACGGAAAAAUAAUAAGAACCAAAUCUGUCAAAAAUAAAGACGCAGAGGCUGGCGAAGACGAAUGCAGCACUCAAGGUGAUAUCUUAGAUUUGGCUAUUGAAUCUGAGGCUAAUUUGGAAAAUAACCUGCCUCAUGAUGACAGUGAAGAGCACAAUGAAAUUACAUUGGUUAAAAGUCCUGUGAGGCUGGAAGAAAAUGAUGACAAAAUUAUAGAUGGGGGAGAUAAGUCUGAUGGUUUAGUGGAUAUAACUGAUGAGGAAAUGAGUGUUUAUGAUGGGCAAGAUAACAUUGAGUUGGAAAAAAUAAAUGAAGAAAUCCGUGAAUCAAUACAAAAUGAAAAGAAACUAGCCAAAUCAUUAGACUCAGAUGAUGAAAAUAGUCUUGUGGGGGGAGCUACUUCAGCAGUUUCUGCUGCAUCAUUUAACGAUUCUGAUAACAUUCAGACAUCAACUCUUCCAGGCUUGGAAGGCUUGGAAACAGAAACAAUAUCAGAAUCUGAAGAUGUCAACUUUGAUGAGCUGCCUCUAGAAAACGAGCAACAUGAAGAGAUUGCAAAUGAGGAUGAGCUAAAUUCUUUUAGGAAAAAGAAAAGGAGAAAAUCUAGGAAAAUAAGUCAAAAUGAAGAAAUCUCCAACAAAGGGAGCAAUGAACCAUUAGAAUUUGAAGAAGGAGAAAUAAUUGAAGACAAGCCUAAAAAAGAGAAAAAAUCUAAGCCAAAACCAGAAGUAGAAAUUGAAGUAGAUGAGAACGUUGAAUUAAAGAAACCAAAACAACCAGUUGUAGAGAAAGAUAAAGAUUCUUUUGAUAAAAAGUCAAAGAAGAAAAAGGAUAAAAACUCCUCAAACAAAGAAAAGACAGAUAAGAAAGAUAAAGAACCCAAGGAAAAAACACUGAAGCCAGGAGAGCCUGAUGAAAAUAUUUCUUGGAAAAAACUUUCUAAAAGUACUAAAGAAAGAAAUUACAGAGAUGGUAAGGAAAAAGAUGAUAAAGAGCGAGAAAAGGAUAAGGACAGAGAUCGUGAAAAAAAAGAAGAAAGUUCAAAAAAGAAAAGUAGAGAAAAAAGAAAAGAGUUAGAGAGGUAUGAUGUUAGACGUCUAAUAAGUGAAAAGCCCAAACAACCUAAGAAAGAUGAGUUUGGCAGAGAUAUUUCCCCAUCGUCAUCUUCUCUUUCACCUUAUAGGCCUCCUCGCUAUCGAUCUCCCUUGAGGACCAGAAAUCGAAGCCGUACAAGAAGUAAAUCAUGGAGAUCCCGCAGUCGAUCAAGGGGUAGAAGGAGGCGUAGUAGAUCUCGAGGAAGAGUUAGGUCACGUGAUAGGUCCAAAAGAUCCAGAUCAAGAGAGAGAUCAAGAAAAAGAAGUAGAUCAAAGAAUAGGGUUUCAAGUCAUUCUCGUGACAGAAGAAGAUCAUUAGAUAAUAAAACAGAUAGAGUAAGGACUGCACAUAGAAGUGUAAGUAGGGGAAGAAGGAAAACAAGGUCAAGAUCACAUCAUUCUCACCAUUCAAAAAAGCAACGUUCUUAUAGCAAAUCCUGGAGCCCCUCUUGGUCAAGGUCUUCCAUGUCUAAAUCUCGUUCUCCCAGACGUAGACGAAGAUCUAAAAGUAUUUCACGUUCAAGAUCAAGAUCAUGGUCUAGAGAAAGAGUACCCUCUCUGAGAGGAGUUAGAACUAAAGACCCUCCAAAAAAUUUGACUGUGAUAGUUCCCAACAAGGAAGCACUAAAAAAGAAAGAAAAGAAGAAGACAUCCAAAAAGAAAGAUGACAGGAGGAAGAAAAAGCGUGGGCAGUCUCCCGCUCCAUCAAAAGAAGUAUUUACGUCUGGAGAUAAUAUUCUAGUUAGUGUCAACUUCAAAAAUGCUAAUAAAAACCCUGAAAUAAUUCCUGCUACAACUCCUUUGUUGAGAGAAAGUUCUAAACGAAAACGAGAUGAUUUAAAUGAUAGUUCUGCUAAAAAGAAAAAGUCAAACAGUUCUUCGAAGAAAACUCCUGGCAAGAAAAGUAAUCGCUUGGCUAAAAUAAAUGAAGCAGCCAAAAAUGCUAAACCUGUAGCAAUAAUAGAUCUUGACGUAUCUCCUUUUAGAGCUCAGACACCUUCACCAAAAGAAGUAAUUGUUUUGAGUGACAGCGGUGAUGAGGGAAGUAAACAACACCACUCUGAGAUGCAAGAUGAAAUCAAUCGCCUGGGUCAUAGUGGAAUGAAUCAAAGUAUGCACUCGCUUUCAUCAGAUCAUGGACAGAAAAAUGCUGCUUCUCAACCAGAAUCUCCAGUUUCUAGUUUCAUGCAUAAUAGCUCUGGCCCUAAAACGCCUCCUGAACCCCACAUCAAGUUUUCUAUUAGCACAAAACAGUCACAAAUAAGAAUAUUAAAUAAUCCUUUGAUGGAAACUGAGGAAGAAAUGCAUGAAGAUAAUGCUGAAAAUGAAAUGAAUGAAAUCAUGCAUAAAGGACCAAAUACGCCUCCAGAGCCGCCACCAGAGAUGACAACUCCUGCGUCACCUCCUACGACUCCUUAUGAUCCAUUUGACCCAACGAAGUCUAGGUCUCCAAGUCCACAACCUCGCAGCGAUACAGGCUUACAGAUGAACACAGCGAGAGAGGAUAAACUAGAAAAUGUUCAAAGUACAGACGAUGAUCAUCCGUCACUCAAUGAACCGAGGACAUCAACACCACCAAACGAAACAGAAGAGACUAAAAAGACACCUGAACCCCCCAAAGUACAUUCUACUCCUAAACAUGAAAUGAACACUGAACAAUCACCCAAAGUCUCACCUCCUGUCAGCUCAACAGAUUCUAAACUACCUGAGGAUUCGCUAAUGCAACCGAUCAAGAAACUUUUAGCAGAUGCAAACAAACUUAACGUAACAGUUCAUAAAUCCCCUGAAAAACUCAUCACUGUUGUUAUUAGUCAGCAAACAAAAAAUCAAAAUCAGACGCCAAAACAACCUGUUCUGCCUCUCAAGGCUAUCACACCUAAUAAACAAAGUACUCCAAAAUCUAAUUCAAAACAUCAGUUGUUUACAAAUGUUGUCAAACAGGUGCCUAUUCUUGGAACCUUACUCCCUGGGCCUCCUGCCCCAGGUCUUAAUAAUAGUAGGAUGUCCAACAGAUCACAACAAAAUGGGGAUACUUUUGAGGAUAUGGAUAUUGAUCCGAGCUCUCCAUAUUCACCAGGGUCGAGUGAGGGAGAUGAUCUCUUUGAACCACCUGUGAUCUCCCCUCCAAGGAGUUCUUCAAAACCCAUGACAAAUAAAUCAAAACCAACUCCAGGCAAUAAAUUUGAUUCUUUGUUUGGAUCAUCUCCUGCAAAGAACCGACACUUAAGAUAUGCCCCGAAACCAGCCAAGAAAUCAUCAAAGUCUAAAUUAAAAGGGAGCAAAAAAGAAGAGGUAAAAGUCAAGCUGGACGAGGAUCAGUUGAAGAUUCUAGAUGAUUUGCCAAGUUCUGCUGUGGAAAUGCAGGUGAAGGAUAAGUUCCUGAAGAAACUGAACCGCCAGGAAAGAGUAGUGGAGGAAGUGAAACUGGUACUCAAACCUCACUACGCCAAGAAACAUGUCAACAAGGAGGAGUACAAGGAGAUUCUCAGGAGAUCUGUACCAAAGAUUUGUCACAACAAGUCUGGAGAAAUUAACCCGAUCAAAAUUCAACACUUGGUGGAAGCCUAUGUGAAGAAAUUCAGAUAUGCCAAGAAAAAAGCGUCAGGUACUAUUCAACCUCCAGCUGCACAGAACAAACCAAAACCGCAAAAAACGUUAUGGAGCUGAGUAAAAGACGAGUUUUUGAAACUACUUAAUACGAAGCCUGUUUUGUUGAGAUAGAAGUGGGGCUGAUAUUGGACAUUAUCUACAUCCCAAUUGAGUGACUCUGUUCAUACACAAUUAAAAUGUAUUUGUACAUAUUUUCAUAGACUGUAAGUUGUGAUAGUUUAAAAAGUAUACACCUAUUUAUAUUGAUUAUACCAUGUAUUUGUACUAAAUAAUGAUUUUAAUUUUCAAAGAUUUUUUGCAGAGCUAUCUAUUUAUUUAUUAGAGUUUUAUCAGUUUUUUAAAUGUAACAUUUUUGUAAAUCACAAGCUACAAGCCUAGUUCGUUGUCAGGAAAGAACAAAAAAAUUUGUCAGGUAUUCGCAUGUGACGCCAUAUUUGUAUUAUUAUUAUUACUGUGUAACAUUUUCCUAACAAUAAUUAUUGUUCAUAUGUUCUAGAACCUAAUAAAUAAUUUAAUUGGA